AUGGUAGAGCAACCCGCAAACGUGGAUGCCGCCGUGAAUACCCCAGUUGUGGUUGAUUCAAACGAUGAUGGAACAGUCGCCCAGGAACUGGAAUUAGAGCAUAUGAGGAGUACAUUGGAAGAGGCGAUUGUGGAAACGCGCAGUACGCCUCUCGAAAAUCGACCGCGACUUCCCCGCAUAGCCCUAAGCAAGCGGAAUCGGGCUGUCGUGAGGGCUCUGAACCCAAUGCUGGUGACCUAUUUGGAAGCCAGCCGGGAACUUUGCGAGACGGGCUCAAUUCUUUUUGGCGCCGCGCUGGCAGUCUGCCGUAUCAUAGGCGCCAAGGUUUCCACGGCUGCACGCGCUACUGGCCAUAGUAGCGCUAUCCCAGCAUGGAGAAGAAGAAUUGAGGAACGUAUCGCAAAGGCUAGAGCUCUCAUCGGCAGACUGAUAUGCUUCAGAUCAGGCAACAACAGGCCAAGAAUUGUGCGCACCGUCAGGAUGGCGUUUGCUGGGACAAAUGUCAGUUUGUCCCAGCCGGAUAUAACGCAAAAACUGACAGAGCGCAUAGAUGAUCUGAAGCAGAGAAUCGCUGCUUGGGGAAAACGGAUUCGGCGAUAUACCGAGAGGUCGACACGGUUCAACCAGAAUCGUCUCUUCCAGAGUGAUCAGAAGAGGCUCUAUGAAUCAUUGGAGCGACCAAUGGUAAGUGGAACGGGUCCAGCACCGAAUCAGGCAGACACUGUAGCAUUCUGGCGCGGCCUGUGGUCAGAGCCCGUAAACCACAGCAAGGGCCCUUGGACGGAAGUUGUGGCGAGUCAGUGUGCGGGUAUUACGCCCAUGGACCCCGUCAUCAUAACGCCGGAUGACGUAGCUGAGGCGGUCCGUAGGGCCCCGAACUGGAAAAGUCCGGGGCUUGACGGGCUGCAUCACUACUGGCUGAAGGGGUUCAUGGUGUGUCACUCUGUGCUUGCCCGACAGUUUCAAGAGGCUCUCAACCAGAAGUCGCUCCCAAGCCUCUUCACUACUGGGAUCACUCAUUUGGUUCCUAAAGACCAGGGUACCACAGGGUAG
Parnassius apollo (apollo) is the source of this 1053-nucleotide messenger RNA. NCBI's taxonomy places the organism in Eukaryota, Metazoa, Arthropoda, Insecta, Lepidoptera, Papilionidae. The record is from the annotation of a GenBank genome assembly.